This is a messenger RNA of Microdochium trichocladiopsis, 3064 nucleotides long. RefSeq lists its product as uncharacterized. The coding region runs from base 420 to 2921 and encodes 833 amino acids. The transcript is spliced from 7 exons. The record is from RefSeq and is a predicted model, not a curated record. Lineage: Eukaryota; Fungi; Ascomycota; Sordariomycetes; Xylariales; Microdochiaceae.
UUGGUUCACGACGACCGUCCGAUGGUGGCAGGGGGGGCAUUCCUUGCUCAAGUGGACCAACCGGGAUGCAACCGGAUGCCCCCAGCACAGUGCUUCCUGCUCCAGGACUCGCAAUGACCCGAGCGGUGACUUGUCAUGCACAUUGGCCAGGAUUCAUCCAGCCAUACAUGUUAAGGCUCGGCCGAUAUUUUGGGCCGCCGAGGCACACCGCCCCAGUCGCGUCCAGACGAGGCUCCGAGCAGUGUUUGGCAAGGCUGGUGGCUUCUCACAGGGGCUGGCUGACGCUAAUGCACUUUCGAAGACGGCUGCUGUGAGGAGCCAGCUCCACUGGCUCGGCAUAUAAACUACUUCACCCCAUUCACAUCUGGGGACAGCCAUCACGUUCAACACAUCUGAACGACCGCCACGCAGUGUGCACGAUGGUGUCAGCUAUUCUUCCGGCCCGAGUAGCGACAGCGACUGACCCCAUAGCAUCGCCGCCAAACACCGCGGACCACCAAGAUGGGGGCGUGCCUGGCACUGUUCCUAGACUCGCCUCGCACCACAAUACCGCCAGCACCAUUGAUGGGGCGACUCUCUUCGCCCCUCUCGACCAACUCUUGUUGCGCGCCCGCAAAGUCAUAAAAAAAAGCACGGAAAAGCUUGCGGCGCUUGAAGAGAUCGUCAAGCAGAUACGCGAACAGAAGCAGGCGGGCGACACGAAGGCACGAUCUCCCCAACCUCAAGGCCAAGAUUCCGACACAAACAUCACGUCUAACAUCCAGACGGCAACAUCGAACGAGGUCUCGGCCCGCCGAGCGUUGCCUUCUCGUCGCGUCCCUCGUCGCGUCCCACCUGCAUCUGACCCUCUCUUGUCUCCCAACCUGCCGCAAUCUGCUGCGGCAGCAUCCGACAAAGCGAUCGCUCCGAUCAACGAUGCUACUAAGACACAACCAGCGGCGGUAGUGGCGACCGUCGAGGAGGAUCAGCAAGCCGGCGACAGCGACGGAGGAGCGGCGGAUACUCUUCAGCAGCGUCUUAGCUGUGGCCAAGCGCCUUCGUCCAGUGCACCAACGCCUGACGACGGAUCCGCCAGCAGCAGUGAGGAUGGUUCCACGCCUGCGACAAGCCCUGACAGUGGCUGUGCCAGCAACAACACGACCACAGAAGGCACCGAGGACGAGAGCAUGACGGACAACACCACCCAUGCAAGCAGCAACCUGCAUAAACAACGCGAUGGGGUCGGCAUGUCCACCAACGUUGAAGCACAAGUCUCCACAAACGCGGUAGCGACCACUGGCGACGAGGCAAUCGAGCCCGCCAGGACCGCUGACGACACUCCGACGACUCCCGAUCCUCUCAGCAGCGGCUCAGAUCUCAAUCGGCCAGGCGACAAAGACCUUUCGAGCGGCGACGCAGACGAACACCGUGGCAGAGCUCAUGAGCCUAGCGAUGAGCAAUCCAAUCCAGGCGCGGCCAGUAGUGGCGAUGCCACCAUCAUCAUGUCCAGUAGCAAUGGCAAUCAUUCCGCCGCUGCAGCAACAGGGCUCCCUGGAUUACGGCCGUCAAAGAGAAAGCCCGCGGACCCGGCAGGGGACAGUCCGGCGAAGAAACCUAAGGGCGGUGACUCGGGCAACGGAAGCAAACGCAAGAAAAAGAAGCCAAAGGCCAAACCCAAGAUUCUCGACCACACACCGGAGACAAUGGCCAAGCUUGCUAAAGCAAAGCCACCCAAACCUGUGCCGCAAAUUUGCGACGAGACCACUGAGGAGCAGCACUUGUCUGAGGAAGAGGUCAAUGAGAUGUGUGGCGAAGCGAGUCGAAAGCUGGAAGCAGAUAUGCUUGGGCACUGGCUGCCACAUUCAUCACUCGGCGAUCCUGUAGAGCACUGGACGGAGACAAUGUGUGGGUUCUGGGCGGGCCGAGCUUAUCUGAUGUUCAUUGUUGCUACCGAAAGUAUUACGCAGGCGACAUACACUCGUGAUCAGCUCGAAGUCACACUCAGGAACAUCGCUUAUUGGAUCGGAGUGCUAUGCGCUCUGAUCCCCAACAAAGGACGUCUCCAGGCACAGGCAAUACGGGAUCGCUGGCUCGACAAGGCCAGACUUGAUACGGCUGUGCCACAAGAGGGGGGAGCAGACAUGUCGCACAGGCUGGAGGACGACGAUGCACGCCCGGCUACCAAGAAACAUGAUCCUAUGCUCGACCCGGUAGCUGAACUAGCUUCACAGGUGAAGCUCACGCUGGAAUUCCUGGAAUCCACUGAACAGGAUGCAUCUAUCAUUGGACUCAAAACCCUCAUUGCCUCUAUCAGUCUGUGCGGAGAUUUCAAGUCCAUCGAAAACAGGUUAAGGGAUGAUGACGAGUACAAGAACGUAUGCUUGAAGGAAGCGGGAUACCGGCGCGGCGAAACGGUCACAAAUGGGAACUUGGCGCUUAAGAUUUUGAAGCGCAUAGAGAUCACGACAGUUCAUACCCCAGAACCUCGCGAUGGUUUCAAGGGACGGAGGCAUGGAAGUGCUGGUUACAGAGACGACAGGCGGGUCGAGGACGCUCUUGGCCGUGGCGCCGUGGCUCUUGCACUAUCGUCCAAACUGGGGUGCUGGGUGACCCUUCACAUCCCUUUCUACGAGAAGUUUCCACACAGCUCUAAAGCACGGCUUCCCCCGGCAAUAGAGACAUUCAGGACAAAAGUCUCGAAGAAAGCCUCGAAGAAAGCAUCGAAGAAAGGCUCGAAGAAAGCCUCGGAGAAAGCCUCGGAGAAGAAAUUACAGGAAGACAAGGGCAUUGCCAUCCUCUUGUACCUCAUUGCUGAGUUCGAGAUCGACUACGCAUAUUUUUUCCAGGCAAUAGACGGGGACUGGGCUCAGGAGCAGUGGGAAGAUGUGUACAACGAAGUCAAGGCUGACUUCGAGAGUAAUGCCGCGAUCGCACGGCUGUAAUCUGUGUUCUCAAUGUUAUUUACAUGGCUCAACUCGUUAGCAACAUCGUCUCGUGUGACGUUCCUACUCAUCGUAUCCCCAAUGAGGAAGGAAUGACCUCGGGCAUCAUUCCUUCCUCAUUUGGCUUAGGCCACACUUGAGCA